GGCUUGAAUUUUGCAAGAUAGCGGAUAAUGUAAUAUGUGAUAAAAUUUGCAGCGCGUGACGAUGGCUUCUCCCUCUCCACACGCUCCUCACCCUUUCACCGCAAGCCUCAUAUAUCCCCACGAAUUCGCAACACCCUUCUCAAAGAGCUUGAGCUUGAGCUUGAACUUGCAGCCAUGGAGCGCGCAAGGAGAAUCCUGCGCCCCGCCACACUGCGCCGCCUUUUGUUCGAGCGCAGGUCACGAGUUCCAGUCCCGCGCCCUCUCCUUGGAGGCUCCCCCGUGCUCCUCAACCCGGCAGGUCUCCCGGCCUUCUUCACGCGUGCGCGUUCCAUAUCAGUAGAUGCGCUGCGGCCUUCGGACACCUUUCCGCAGCGCCACAACUCGCUGAACCCCUCCGAGCAGACAAUUAUGGCGCAGGAGUGCGGCUUCCCCUCGCUUGAUGCCCUCAUUGAUGCCACCGUGCCGCACGGGAUUCGAACCCCGCCCCUGAAGCUCUCGAAGUUCGAUUCUGGUCUCACUGAGUCCCAAAUGAUUGAGCACAUGAAGCACCUCGCCGCCAAGAACAAGGUCUUCAAAUCUUACAUUGGCAUGGGGUACUAUAAUACCUUUAUUCCGGCUGUCAUUCUGCGCAAUCUUAUGGAGAAUCCCGGGUGGUACACGCAGUAUACGCCUUACCAGGCCGAGAUUGCUCAGGGCCGCUUGGAGUCCCUGCUCAAUUACCAGACCAUGGUCACCGACCUCACAGGCCUUCCCAUGUCCAAUGCCUCACUCUUAGAUGAAGGAACUGCGGCUGCAGAGGCCAUGUCCAUGUGCAACAAUAUUGCCCGGGGAAAGAAAAAAACCUUCCUUGUUGCAAGCAACUGCCAUCCCCAAACAAUAGAUGUCUGCAGGACCCGUGCAGAUGGCUUUGACCUCAAUCUGGUUGUGGCUGAUGUUAAAGACUUUGAUUACAGUGGCAAGGAUGUUUGUGGGGUUCUGGUUCAAUACCCUGGAACUGAAGGGGACAUACUGGACUAUACUGAUUUCAUCAGGAAUGCCCAUGCGAAUGGAGUUAAGGUGGUCAUGGCUACAGAUUUACUGGCCCUGACGAUGCUGAAACCCCCUGGAGAAUUGGGAGCUGAUAUGGCCAUCGGUUCGGCUCAGAGAUUUGGGGUUCCCAUGGGGUAUGGGGGCCCGCAUGCUGCUUUUUUGGCUACAUCACAAGAGUAUAAGAGGAUUAUGCCGGGGAGGAUUAUUGGGCUGAGUAUAGAUUCUAGUGGGAAGCCAGCUUUGCGUAUGGCAAUGCAGACCCGGGAGCAGCAUAUCCGCCGAGACAAGGCCACCAGCAAUAUCUGUACCGCACAGGCCUUGCUUGCAAACAUGGCUGCAAUGUAUGCUGUCUAUCAUGGCCCUGAAGGAUUAAAGACCAUUGCAGAAAGAGUUAAUGGCUUAGCUGGAGCAUUUUCUCUAGGACUGAAGAAAUUGGGUUCAGUUAAAGUUGAGGAUGCUCCAUUCUUUGACACUGUUAAGGUCAAAUGUGCUGAUGCCAAGGCAAUUUCAGAUGCUGCUGUUAAGGAGGAGAUUAAUGUCCGUGUUGUAGAUUCCAACACUAUCACAGUAUCUUUUGAUGAGACCACCACAAUAGAAGAUGUGGAUAAGCUACUGAAGGUCUUUGCUGGUGGUAAAUCUGUAAAUUUCACGGUAGAGUCCCUUGCAAAGGAGGUAGGAUGUGCAAUUCCUAAGACACUUAUCCGGGAUAGUCCUUAUUUGACACACCCAAUUUUCAACAUGUACCACACAGAACAUGAAAUGCUUCGUUACCUGCAUAGAUUGCAAAGCAAAGACCUUUCUUUGUGCCAUAGCAUGAUUCCAUUGGGGUCAUGCACAAUGAAAUUAAAUGCAACUGUUGAGAUGAUGCCUGUUACUUGGCCUGGUUUUACUGAGAUUCACCCAUUUGCACCACUUGAUCAAGCAGCUGGCUACCAGGAAAUGUUUAAUGAUCUGGGCAGGCUUCUAUGUGAUGUGACUGGCUUUGACUCUGUCUCUUUGCAACCAAAUGCUGGUGCUUCUGGAGAAUAUGCUGGACUGAUGGUCAUCCGUGCCUAUCAUCAAUCGAGAGGAGAGGGCCAUAGGAAUGUCUGCAUAAUUCCUGUGUCUGCUCAUGGAACCAAUCCUGCAAGUGCUGCAAUGUGUGGGAUGACAAUUGUUGCUGUCGGAACUGAUGCAAAGGGAAAUGUUAAUAUAGAUGAACUAAGGAAAGCUGCUGAGAAACAUAAAGACAAGCUUGCUGCCCUCAUGGUGACUUACCCAUCAACUCAUGGAGUGUACGAGGAAGGCAUUGAUGAGAUAUGCAAUAUAAUUCAUGAAAAUGGGGGUCAAGUAUACAUGGAUGGGGCAAACAUGAAUGCACAGGUAGGAUUGACAAGCCCAGCCAAAAUCGGAGCCGAUGUAUGCCAUCUUAAUCUUCACAAGACUUUCUGUAUCCCUCAUGGAGGUGGAGGUCCUGGUAUGGGUCCCAUAGGAGUGAAGAACCACUUGGCACCCUUUUUACCAUCACAUCCUGUGGUGCCAGCCGGUGGAAUUCCUGCUCUUGAAGGGAAGUCACAACCCCUUGGCACAAUAUCUGCUGCACCUUGGGGCUCGGCACUUAUUCUACCAAUAUCCUACUCCUAUAUUGCUAUGAUGGGCUCAAAGGGACUAAAUGAGGCAUCCAAGAUAGCCAUUUUGAAUGCAAACUACAUGAUGAAACAUCUAGAGAAUUACUACCCUGUGGCUUUCCGUGGUGAGAAAGGAACUUGUGCCCACGAGUUUAUCAUCGAUUUGAGAGGUUUCAAGAAUACUGCUGGUAUAGAACCAGAAGAUGUUGCUAAACGCCUUAUAGACUAUGGAUUUCAUGCACCCACCAUGUCCUGGCCAGUGCCUGGAACAUUAAUGAUUGAGCCUACUGAAAGUGAAAGCAAGGCUGAACUGGAAAGGUUUUCUAAUGCGCUAAUCUCCAUCAGAGAAGAAAUUCAAGCUAUUGAGCUGGGAAAAAUGGAUCCUCAUGACAAUGUUUUGAAAGGAGCACCUCAUCCUGCAUCAAUGGUUAUGGCAAACGAAUGGAAGAAGCCUUAUUCGAGGGAGACUGCUGCCUUCCCUGCAUCAUGGGUCCGUGCAUCAAAGUUCUGGCCUUCAGUAGGACGCGUUGACAAUGUUUAUGGUGAUCGCAACCUCACUUGCACUCUUCCCUCCACAGGAAAUGUUGUCUUUGAACAAGAAGUUGCUGCUGCAUAAUUUGAGAUUAAUUUGUCACAUGGAUUGAAUAUUCACAAGGCAUAUACUGUUGCACUGAAAGACAAUAACAUAAGGCAUAGAUGCAUAGCUUAUGCAUCAUACCGUGAUGUCUCAAGAUCCUUAAUAUUUAUGUACAUAGUUUCUACCUUAAAUAUGUUUCAUUAUUUCCUGUACAAUUAUUAAUUCAAAUUAAAAUAGAUGCAAAGAAAUCAUGUGAACAAAUUUAUUGGGUUUUA
This is a messenger RNA of Cryptomeria japonica (Japanese cedar), 3488 nucleotides long. Its product is annotated as glycine dehydrogenase (decarboxylating), mitochondrial. Gene Ontology annotation, molecular function: pyridoxal phosphate binding; glycine dehydrogenase (decarboxylating) activity; glycine binding. Gene Ontology annotation, biological process: glycine decarboxylation via glycine cleavage system. NCBI's taxonomy places the organism in Eukaryota, Viridiplantae, Streptophyta, Pinopsida, Cupressales, Cupressaceae. The record is from RefSeq and is a predicted model, not a curated record. Gene Ontology annotation, cellular component: glycine cleavage complex; chloroplast envelope; apoplast. The transcript has 16 exons. Bases 175 to 3252 code for a protein of 1025 amino acids.